CAGGGAGGGGACAGGCGGCAGCCCAGCAGUUACACAUUUCUCUCAAGAAUCUCGGACGUGGUCACAGGCUCAGGGGCAGAACGGUGACCAUGGCCGGGCUGGUGCUGUGUCCUGCGUCCAGCAACUGGAUGGUGCUGUUGGUGCUGCUGCUUUCAGGUGAGCCGGUGUCACCAAUCACUGAUGAAGACAUGUACCUGAAUCCCAAAGGAAGCGCUUGUUCCCGGAUCUGGCAAAACCCCCGUUUCGUGGCCAGGAAAAGGGGCUCUGUGGUGAAAAUGCAGUGCCACAUAGACAGCUCCAGCUUCACUAGCAUGGUGACCUGGUUCCGCAAACAGGAGACAGACAAGGAGGCCCAGAAACUGUCUCUAGAACAGGGCCACAUCCAGCAGACCCAUAACGACUCCAUCCACACCCUCAUCAUUCAAGGCGUCCAGUUUGAGGACAAUGGCAUCUACUUCUGCCAGCAAGAGUGCCCGGGGACAGACACCGGUGUCUCCCGGGGCUGCGGCACGGAACUUCGAGUCAUGGGAUUCAGCACCUUGGCACAGCUGAAGCGGCGGAAUACACUGAAAGAUGGCAUCAUCAUGAUCCAGACUCUCCUCAUCAUCCUUUUCAUCAUUGUGCCCAUCUUCCUGCUGCUGGACAAGGAUGACAGCAAAGCCGGGAUGGAGGAAGAUCACACCUACGAGGGCCUGGACAUUGACCAGACAGCCACCUAUGAGGACAUAGUGACUCUGCGGACAGGGGAGGUGAAGUGGUCUGUCGGGGAGCACCCAGGCCAAGAAUGAGGAGCCAGCGCCCCUGCCCCAGGACACCGUUUCUGGGCCUCAUUGACUGCAUCAGAGUUGCCUGGUUCAUGGUCCGUCCCCUCCUCCCUGGACCCCCAGCUGGUCUCUGAGGCUGGCCCACCAGAGCCGCCUCCCCUUCCAGCCAUUGUUCCAGGCUCUUACCAAAGGGCCUAGAACGGAAGGACAACAGACAGUGACUUGGAAUGGGGAGUGGAUAGACUGGGCCCAGCCUUCUGCGGGUGCUAUACAGGAUCCCCACCUUGGGGACGUGAAAGCAGAGACUUGUUAAAACCUGUAAAUGGCGUCUAACGCAAACUAGCUUCCUACAGGGUCUUGGAAAAGCCAUGGCUCCCCAAGGACCCCAGAACGGUUAUUGAGAAUUGCAUUCCUCUCUCCCAUCCUCUCCCCUCUAAUGGGGCACCAUACCUGGAGCCCAUUGUCCCAUGGAAUAAACGAUGUGUCUGACAACCUC
Cavia porcellus (domestic guinea pig) is the source of this 1260-nucleotide messenger RNA. RefSeq names its product CD79b molecule (gene Cd79b). The record is from RefSeq and is a predicted model, not a curated record. NCBI's taxonomy places the organism in Eukaryota, Metazoa, Chordata, Mammalia, Rodentia, Caviidae. Gene Ontology annotation, cellular component: external side of plasma membrane; B cell receptor complex; membrane. The coding region runs from base 90 to 788 and encodes 232 amino acids. Gene Ontology annotation, molecular function: transmembrane signaling receptor activity. Gene Ontology annotation, biological process: B cell receptor signaling pathway; B cell differentiation. The transcript has 6 exons.